Molecule: messenger RNA, 1756 nt
Organism: Anneissia japonica
Lineage: Eukaryota; Metazoa; Echinodermata; Crinoidea; Comatulida; Comatulidae
Product: CD63 antigen-like
Exons: 5
Coding region: 76-900 (274 amino acids)
Cellular component (GO): membrane
Source: RefSeq, a predicted model, not a curated record
UCCGCUUCGAAGUAUAACGUUAGGUUAGUGUAUCUAUGGCAUAGACAUACUGCAGUAGCCUUCUAAAGUAUCGUUAUGAGUUUCUUAUCAUCGGUGGAACAACCCGGCCAGUCACCCCGGGUUCAACUGCAGCUUUUCUGUUGUUUGAUUUUCUUCAACGUUCUGUAUUUUAUCAUCGGACUAGCAUGUGAAAUAACAAGUGCCUACAUCGGUAUCGCAUAUCGUGAUAAAGUCUACAGCAUUGUAGUAGAUACCGACAGCAUUAAUGCCAUCGUAAUAGUGACAGCAGUGUUAGGACUUGCUCUUUUUAUCAUGACAAUCUAUGGUUGCUAUGCAUAUUCAAAGCGAUUCAAGUCUUCUGUGAUCUUGUUUACCAAGAUGCAUCUGCUUCUGUUUAUCAUCGUUAUUGUCGUAAGCAUUGUCAUUUUCUUGCUCAGUAGUCAGAAGUCAUUGUCAAGCCCGACUAGUAUACACCACUUGGACAAAUAUGGACAGCCUGGGUUCGAGCAGUAUACAAGUCAAUGGGAUGAAUUACAAAUAGUGGAGAAUUGUUGUGGAAUUCAGAGCUGUAAAGAUUGGAAAAUAGUUCCCGACUCGUGCUGUGUUAGUAACGGGAAUGGGUGCACCACAAAUGUAUCAGAUCCUACAUUUAAUAGCAAGGGUUGCUUUGAUGUUGCACGAGAGUCGCUUUCAUCCAUCUACUAUAUCGUUAGUUCCAUACUACUAUUAGUCGGUAUUUUUCUGGUAAUAUACUUUCUGUUUAUUUAUUUUUUCAUAACAUUUGGUAAAGAAUGUACCCAUAAUGAUAAUGAUGUUGGUAAUUAUGAUAUAAUAGCAGCAGCAGCGGCAGCGGCGGCGGCGUUUCGUAGAUGGCGAGAAAUGAGCUUUCCUGACUUUUGAGGUGUCUUUUUAUGACUUUUAAGUCCUACAAAAUUCAAGGUUUUCCUCUUUUGAAAACGAUUCCAUGAAUCAAUAAACCACAAAGAGAAAGGUUGGUUUGGGUUCUCCCCAGGAAAAUUUUUUUUUCUAAAUGGCGGGAAAUGAGUUUUCCCGACUUCAGAAGUGUUUUUUUUUUUAUUGACUUUUAAGUUCUUCAAAUUUCAAGGUUUUCUCCCUUGAAAACGGUCAGGUAAAUUAUUCUCUAUUCUUAUUACAGAAAAUAGGCCUUAUGUGUGUACCGGUAUACGUUGCACGUAUUCUCUUUUCCAUGGAUCGAUGAACCCCAAAAAGAAAAGGGGGUCGGGGUCCUCCCCUGAGAAUAUGUUGAUUUCUAGGUGGCGGAAAAUGAGCUUUCCCGACUUCUAAUUUUGUAUUCAAGGUCGUUAUUCUUUAUUCAGAUAAAAAAAUAAAUUAAAAAUUACAAACAGACAGCCAAAGACUGUAUAUGAAUGUAUUACAAUCAUUGUUUAAAAAUUUUAAAACAGAACACCAAAAUUCAAGAAAUUCACAACACAAACAUAAAAGAAAACAAUGGAUAAAAAGCAUAGCACCAGACAUAAAACCAAAUUAAAAUGAUAAAAAUGGAAUAAAUAAAAUAUAUAUAAAAUUUAUAUAAAAAAUACAUUAAUAAAAAUUGAAUUGAAUUUUCUUAUUGUAAAUAAGAAAAAACCGGUCCAUCUGUUAUAUUUUUUCAUCUUUUCCCUUUUUUUUUAUCUUUUCCUUUUUUAGCCUAAGGGAGGGAGUCAGCACCCCUGAUCCCCCAGAUCAGCCAGUAUGCAUUGCAAGAAAAUCUAACUCGGUUUGGGACUGGAUAAAU